GCAGGAAACGCCGAGGCUUCCACCGCGGCGGUGGGGAGAAACAGAGCACCAAGCCCGCUUCUAGUUCCGGACCAAGCUCUUGGACUUGCCAUUUUCCCAUCCCUAAAUUGUGGUCUCCUGGAGCAGUGUGAGCACGCACACUGCAGUGCAGCUUUUGCUUUUAUUUAAUCCCUCCAUUGUGGGAUAGGAGCUCCGACCGGCGUCCGGGGGCGGAACACUAUCCAGCGGCUGUGAACUGUGGACUUCUUCGGAGCAACGGCCGUUUGGAAUCAGCGUGCUUUGGUGGGCCUCCAGGCUCCACGCUGGUGCUGAGACAGGAUGAAGAGGUUCAGAAGACACGGCCACGAGUCCCACAGAGAUCGACUAAAACAAGACCUCUUCCAGUUUAACAAGACUGUGGAACAUGGAUUCCCCCACCAGCCCAGUGCUCUGGGGUACAGCCCAACUCUGCAACUCCUGGCUAUUGGUACUCGUUCUGGGGCCAUCAAACUUUAUGGAGCCCCUGGUGUGGAGUUCAUGGGUCUACAUGAUGAGAACGCUGCUGUCACUCAAGUGCACUUCCUCCCUCACCAGGUUGAACUGGUGACUCUGCUGGACGACAACAGUUUGCACAUGUGGACUUUGAGAGCCCAUAAAGGUCUUUCUGAGCUGUUGGAAAUAGGACGCUUCACUCUCACGGGACCGCCUGGUGCCCCUCCAAGUGUGACCAGAGUGACAGCAGUGCUCGCCCACUCUUCCGGAGAGCUGCUGCUGCUGGGGACAGAAGGUGGACACGUGUUUAUAGUUGAAGUGCCAGGGUUUAGAGAACUGGAGGAAAGGAACAUCAGUCUCGACCAGGUGGCCAACAGUGUACCAGACGACUACAUCGGGCGCAGGAAUCUGGAGCACGUGGAAGCCCUACAGGAGAACCCAGUCAAUGCAAACCAGGUGGUUAUUGGUUAUGGACGAGGCCUGACGGUCAUCUGGGAUUUGGAGAAACGCUGUGCCCUCCAGCACAUCCCUGCCACUCAACAACUGGAGAGUGUGUGGUGGACAGAAGACGGCUCCUACAUUCUGAGUUCACACAGCGAUGGCAGCUACUGUCGAUGGAUGGUAGGUGAGGAAGACGAGAACGAAGAGGAGGAGAAGUCUGACAUUCCAUAUGGACAUUUCCCCUGCAAAGCCAUUUCUAAGAUAGUUCAGCUUCCGACAGAAGCAGGGCCGCCGUUCCUCCUGUUCAGCGGGGGAAUGCCGAGAGCUAGCUACGGAGACAGGCACUGCAUCACUGUCAUCCACGGUAAAACCCACGUUGCUCUGGACUUCACCUCCAGGAUCAUUGACUUCUUCGUCAUCAAAGAUGGACCAAAGCACACAGGAGAUCCCACCGCGCUGGUGGUUCUAGUAGAGGAAGAGCUUGUGGUGAUUGACUUGCAGACGGAAGGCUGGCCCGUCAUCCAAACCCCAUACUUGGUGCCACUGCACAGCUCCCCCAUCACCUGCUCGCACCAUGUAUCUGCCAUCCCUCUUAAGCUGUGGGAGAGGGUCCUGGCUGCUGGAGAGCUGCAGAACACACACUACUCCAAGAAGCCUUGGCCCAUCACAGGAGGGAGCAACAUGGCCCCGGACCCUCCUCAGAGAGACCUCCUGCUCACUGGGCAUGAAGAUGGAUCCGUGCGCUUCUGGGACGCAUCAGGGGUUUGUUUGUAUCCAAUGUACAAGUUAGGCACAGCUGGAGUCUUUCUCACAGACAGUGACCCCAACGACAACAUGAAUCAGGGCACAGAGGGGGAGUGGCCACCGUUCAGAAAGGUGGGUUGCUAUGACCCAUACAGUGAUGACCCGAGACUUGGCAUUCAGAAGAUCCACCUUUGUAAAUAUAGCGGUUAUCUGACGGUAGCAGGCACGGCAGGACAGAUUUUGGUGCUGGAGUUAAAUGAUGAAGCAGCAGAGCAGACAGUUGAAGCCAAGGUUGUGGAUUUGCUACAGGGCCAAGAGGGUUUCCGCUGGAAGGGCCACACUCGUCUGGAUGUGCGAGAAGAGCCUGUGCUUUUUCCUGCCGGCUUCCAGCCUUUCACUCUUGUGCAGUGCCAGCCUCCUGCAGUGGUCACUGCCCUCACGCUUCACUCUGAGUGGAAGCUGGUAGCUUUCGGCACCAGCCACGGCUUCGGCGUCUUCGAUUAUCAACAGAGGAACAACGUUCUCAUCAAGUGCACCCUAAACCCCAACGACCAAAUGGCCAUGGAAGGUCCUCUGUCGAGGGUCAAGAGUAUCAAGAAAUCCCUGCGACAGUCAUUCCGGAGAAUCCGACGCAGCAGAGUGUCGCUGAGGAAGCAUCAUGUCAACAACGCUGCCAAGCUCCAGGAGGCAAAUGCUCGUCUAGAAGCUGAGCUGGCAGAGAUGGAACUCGCCCCAGUCCAGAGGAAGAUCGAGGCCCGCUCCUCAGACGACUCUUUCACUGGACUUGUACGGACUCUUUACUUCGCCGACACAUUUCUCUCUGACAGCUCUCACAACACACCGUCCCUCUGGGCGGGUACGAACGGCGGUUGUGUGUACGCGUACAUGCUCCGGCUGCCUCCUGUGGAGCUGAGAGCCGACGAGCCGGUCACCGCACAUUCGGCUAAGGAAAUCCAGCUGAUGCACCGCGCUCCAGUGGUCGGCAUUGUGGUGUUAGAUGGGCACGGGUCCCCUCUCCCUGAACCUUUGGAGGUGGCCCACGACUUGGCCCGCUCCCCAGACAUGCAGGGCUCCCACCACCUGCUCGUUGUAUCUGAGGAACAGUUCAAGGUCUUCACCCUGCCAAAGAUCAGUGCUAAGAUGAAGCUGAAGCUCACAGCGGUGGAUGGCUCCAGAGUGCGGCGGGUGGGCGUGGCCUGGUUCGGCAGCAGUCGCUCGGAAGACUAUGGGGAGAGUGGCCUGGUGGUUCUGACCAAUCAGGGCGACGUCCAUGUGGUGUCGCUGCCGGGAGUGAAGAUGCAGGUUCAGUAUCCGUGCAUACGCCGGGAGGAUGUCAGCGGCAUCGCCUCCUGUGUGUUCACCAAACAAGGCCAGGGCUUCUACCUGAUCUCUCCAUCAGAGUUCGAGCGUUUCUCGCUAUCCACUCGCUUCAUGGUGGAGCCUCGUUGUCUGGUGGAGGUUCCUCUUGUGUCCGGUUCCUCUCUACGAGGCAGACACCCACUGAACUCUACUUCAUCUUCGAACAGAGGUGAGCUCCCGGAAGGUGACGAUCCAGAGAGCGCAGCUAGACGUGUUAUGGAGCAUGCUUUGCUGAAUGAUGAGAAAGUACUUCAGGAGAUCCAGAAGUCUCUAGAAGGUGACCAUACGUCUUAUGUGGAAAACAAUGUGAAGAAUUCUGUAGCUUGAUCAACGCGGCUGUAAACGCGAGGUGACAGGACGUAGCAGAGCUGCAGCAGUGCCCCCAUCGCCUGCCUGCCACAGUGACCACUACUGACCCCUCCUUUCCCCCCGACUGACCUGUCCCCUCCGCUCCCCUCCUCACUCGCAGUGAAGCUGAAGGAAGAGACACCACCUGUGCCUAAAACGUCACACACACACACCUGCCAGCAUCACGCCAGAAAAUAUCUUUGUUUUGUCAAGAAAUUCAUAAAGCUUUAAAGCUCUUUGUUGCCAUGAGCGAGUAAAAAGAUGAGUUUUUUUUUUUUUUUUAAUCCUAAUGGAACAUAGUCUCAAUUUUCUAAUUUAUUUUAUUCAAUUUCAUGGUUUUAUUCUGUUUUACCGUUUGUUUGUUUUUAGCACCAGCAGCAAACAUUGAUUCUAAUUUAUUCAUUUCUGUUUUGAUGUGUGACUUGGUGUGGAAAUCAUCCCUUUUACUCAGCUGGUGGCGUCAAAGAGCUUCAGUCCACACUACUGACUUGGAAAUGUCGUCAGUAAAUAUUCAACUGUAGCUGCGCAGGUUAAAAAAAAAAAAAGGUUGUUCAAAGCAAGUUUUUAAUGUGAGCAGUCAGACAGGCGCCUCCCUCCCGUCCACUCAUGCUGAUGCACACUUUGCAAUGCUGUAAUGUGUUUUUUUGUUUUUCCAGGGGUAAAUUUUUCUUUUGGGCUUUUUUUAAUUUGAAUUAUUUUUCAUGUACAAUGUCUUUCUUUUCUACACAAGCGAUGUAUAUUGUAAUUUAGGAGUGUAAUGUAGUGAAAUGUUUUAAUAUAUACAGUGACUGGGCGUGUACCUGUGGGCCUGUUCUACUUGGGGUUGGCUGCUACUGAGGAAAUAUUUUGGUACGGUCUCAGAUUACUGGCUGUUUUAGAAUCUGACUAGAAUAUAUUUUUGUAGCAAACUGAUUCAGAACCCUAAUUUUUAUAUAUGUAUAUGUAAUGUCACACUACACUUCUUUUGUGGAUGAUUAAUACAUGUUUUCCCAAGAUGCUUCACGUCUCUUUUUCUUGUUGCAUAGAUGAGGUUAACCCAAGUAAAU
Molecule: messenger RNA, 4409 nt
Organism: Synchiropus splendidus (mandarinfish)
Lineage: Eukaryota; Metazoa; Chordata; Actinopteri; Syngnathiformes; Callionymidae
Gene: llgl2
Product: LLGL scribble cell polarity complex component 2
Exons: 27
Coding region: 319-3342 (1007 amino acids)
Biological process (GO): establishment of spindle orientation; regulation of protein secretion; cortical actin cytoskeleton organization
Cellular component (GO): cytoplasm; cortical actin cytoskeleton; plasma membrane
Molecular function (GO): myosin II binding; GTPase activator activity
Source: RefSeq, a predicted model, not a curated record